This is a messenger RNA of Dioscorea cayenensis subsp. rotundata (Guinea yam), 709 nucleotides long. RefSeq names its product GEM-like protein 4. The transcript has 3 exons. The record is from RefSeq and is a predicted model, not a curated record. Lineage: Eukaryota; Viridiplantae; Streptophyta; Magnoliopsida; Dioscoreales; Dioscoreaceae. The coding region runs from base 54 to 578 and encodes 174 amino acids.
CUCCCCCAAUCCCUUCAAUACACACCUACACACAUACACACUUAAACAACACCAUGAAAACCUCAAACAAUGGCCAAGUUAUUGGCAUUCCAAUCUCCUACUCCUCUUCCUCUCUUCUCAAGAAAACUAGAAAAGAUUCACUCUUUACUUGGAUGAACAAGUUCAGCAAAACAAUCAAAGAUCAUGUGGCUGUAGGAGAAGUAGAAAGAGCAUUCAGGAAGAGCUUUUCAACAGGGAAAAGAGAGAAGUUGGUGAAGACCAUGCAGUGUUAUUUAUCAACCACUUCUGGUCCAAUUUCUGGGAUGCUUUUUAUCUCAACUGAUAAAAUAGCAUUUCACAGUGAGAGAUCCAUCACUGUCACUUCUCCAACUGGAAAUCUGAUUAAAGUCCCCUACAAAGUUUUGAUUCCAUUGAAUAGAAUUAAGAGAGUGAAUCCAAGUGAGAAUUCAGAGAAACCUGGGCAGAAGUAUGUGCAGAUAGUAACUGUUGAUGAUUUUGAGUUUUGGUUUAUGGGUUUUGUUAGUUAUCAGAAAUCUACCAAGAAUUUGAGAGUGCAAGAUGUUGUUGUUGGUCUAUAGUUUUUUCUUUUGUUGUUGUUGUUUUUUUUUUGUUUGUUGUUGUUGAUGAAGGUGUUCUUGUUUUUUGUUUGUGAUUUGUAUUGAAAUUACUCUCUAUUUUUAAAGAAGAGUAAGUUCAAUACUUGUUCUUA